AUGUCGGCAGGAGCCACUGUAAACUGGAUCAGAACCCCAUUUCACACCCAGAGAUUUCAUGACUUCUCAAGUUUAAGUUUUAGAUGCCGAAACACUUUUGGAUCAAUUCAGCCUUGCUGGUUGGCAACUGAUCAGGAUUCAUCCCUCUCCAAAGUCCGUGUGGCUGCAGACUACUCAGAUUCAGUGCCAGAUUCCAAGUACAUGAGAGAUCGGGGAUACCAUCCUCUUGAAGAAAUCAAAGAACGCCCAAAGAAAAAGGACAUUUCACUGACAGAUGUAGAAACAGCUAGAACAGUAGUAGAGGCAAAUAGCAAGGGAUUGCUCGUAUUUCCUGCCAGGGUGCAUAAUGAACCUCAUGGACAUGUUUCUUGGUCAGAAUUUCAGUAUGUUGUUGAUGACUAUGGAGACAUUUUCUUUCAAGUACCUGAUGACGGGAACAUCUUGGAAGAUGAUGAUGCAAACAACCCUGUGACAGUUUUUAUCGGAACGGAUGGUGCCAUUAUCGGUGAAACUAGUGCGGUAACUAGUGAUUUCAGCGACCACGUGGUCGUUGAGGAUUCUAUGGACAUGCAUGAUAAUGACAGCAAGGUUGAUACAGAAAUAACGGAUAUUCUUAUAGAGUGGGGAAUGCCGGUGACGAUGCGUUCAAUACAUCCUAUAUAUUUUGCCAAGUGUUUGACAAAGGCUGUUCAUGAUAAUCAUGGAGAGAAGAUUGAUAAUCCAUCAAACGGUGUCUCUAUUGUAGGAUACCUGAGACCUGCUUUUAUCGAAGAAGAGUCUUAUUUGAGGAGUUUAUUUGGUGCUGAAUACAGUGCCGAUGGUUAUUCAUCUAAUUGGAGAGAGGAAUACAACAGAGAACCCCAGCCAGCUUCUGGAACCAAUGGCCUAAUUGAUGGUGAUAAAUCGAGAUUGGACAUCAACAAUACGGAAAGUAGCAUUGAUUCAACCAUCUACAAGCUGGAAAUGAUGUCAAUUGAGCUGUUUUCCGUCUAUGGUAAGCAGUCAUCAUGUUUAUUGUUGCAGUUUAUGAUUGAUCCACAAGACUUUCAAGAUGCAGAACCAGAUCUUCUUUCAAAUCAUGCUUCGGACAUUAUAAAACGCGUCAAAGAAAACAGUGAUCAGUGUACCAUGGCUCUAAGGUCCCUCUGUAGCCGGAAAAAAGGCCUUACAGUAGAGGAUGCAAGUUUGAUAGGUGUCGAUAGUCUUGGUAUCGACGUCAGAGCCUUUUCUGGCUUGGAAGCUCGGACCGUUCGAUUUUCAUUCAAUGCCCAGGCGUUAUCUGAACGUUCGGCCGAAAAGAAGAUCAAGCGAAUGCUUUUUCCACGUUAUCGCAAGACCGUGAAAGUUUCCGCUGAAGAUGAAUGUUAG
Molecule: messenger RNA, 1368 nt
Organism: Triticum turgidum subsp. durum (durum wheat)
Lineage: Eukaryota; Viridiplantae; Streptophyta; Magnoliopsida; Poales; Poaceae
Source: the annotation of a GenBank genome assembly